AUGCCACACAAACUCAUCGUGCUUCGCCACGGCGAGUCGCAAUGGAACCACGAGAACCGGUUCUGUGGGUGGAUCGACAUCCCGCUCUCCGAAAAGGGCAGGCGCGAGGCGCACCACGCAGGCCAGUUGCUCACGGCGCACGGCAUCAAGCCGUCGUUCAUGUUCACGUCCAUGCUCCAGCGGUCCAUCCAGACAGGCCAGAUCAUCUUGGAAACGGUCGGGCGCAUGUGGGUGCCGCACGAAAAGUCGUGGCGGCUCAACGAGCGCCACUAUGGCGCGUUCCAGGGCCGCAGCAAAAGCGAGGUGUAUCGCCAGUAUGGGAAGGCCCGGUACCAGUACUACCGGCGGGAUUUCCACGCGGUGCCGCCCAAGGCGGACGCGCGGCACGACGCGUCGAUCGACGAGCGCUACGAGGGCCUUUUGGACCGCACGGCGCCCAGCGGCGAGUCCUUGGAGACCACGCUGCAGCGGCUCCUUCCGUACGUGGAAAGCGACAUUGUCUCCCGCCGGGUGCUCGGGCACCACGACACGGUGUUGGUGGUGACCCACGGGCUGAUUGUGCGCAGCCUCAUCAAGCACUUCUGCCACGUGAGCGACGAGCGCAUCAGCGAGAUCAACGUGCCGACCGGCGUGCCGCUUGUGUUUGAGCUCGACGACCGCGGCCGCUUGCUCGGGGACUACUACUACCUCGACGAGGAGUUGGCCCGCCGGGGCAUGGAAAAGGUGGCGCGGGAGGGCCAGGUCCAGGAGCGGGCCAAGUGCUAA
This is a messenger RNA of Metschnikowia bicuspidata var. bicuspidata NRRL YB-4993, 765 nucleotides long. RefSeq names its product Gpm2p (gene GPM2). NCBI's taxonomy places the organism in Eukaryota, Fungi, Ascomycota, Pichiomycetes, Serinales, Metschnikowiaceae. Gene Ontology annotation, biological process: glycolytic process. Bases 1 to 765 code for a protein of 254 amino acids. The transcript has a single exon. Gene Ontology annotation, molecular function: intramolecular phosphotransferase activity. The record is from RefSeq and is a predicted model, not a curated record.